Messenger RNA from Eleginops maclovinus (Patagonian blennie), 2078 nucleotides. RefSeq names its product ubiquitin carboxyl-terminal hydrolase 2-like. Bases 174 to 1388 code for a protein of 404 amino acids. Lineage: Eukaryota; Metazoa; Chordata; Actinopteri; Perciformes; Eleginopidae. Gene Ontology annotation, cellular component: cytoplasm. Gene Ontology annotation, biological process: protein deubiquitination. The transcript has 12 exons. The record is from RefSeq and is a predicted model, not a curated record. Gene Ontology annotation, molecular function: cysteine-type deubiquitinase activity.
ACACACCACCUCUGUUAUUAUCCAACACAGGCAGGUGCAGAACACACACACGCACGCACACACACACACACACUCACUCACACACUGACAGGUUACUUAUUAAUUUCUCGAAGCUUCAAGAGUUCACUGCCUGCAGCUGCAGCACAUUUUGCCCGACACUCAGCAGCUCCAGCAUGCCGUCUCUGCGACACUCCUACACAGUCACAGCUCCGGAGGAACCGGCCUCUCUGCCCGGAUCAGAGAGACCGGAUCUGCGGAGGAAGAGUCCGCCUCUGUCCCGGUCCAAGCUGGUGUCCACCUUCAUGGGACUGAUCAUCAACCAGGCCAAGAACAAGAGUCCACAAGGUCUGGUGGGACUGAGGAACCUGGGAAACACAUGUUUCAUGAACUCCAUCCUACAAUGUCUGAGUAACACUGCGGAGCUGAGAGAUUACUGCCUGAGAAACGUCCAUCGCUCGGACCUGAACAACAACUGCACGACAAACGCUGCUUUAAUGGAAGAGUUUGCCAAGCUGACUCAGAGUUUGUGGACGUCAGUGAACAGCGAGGCCAUCAGUCCCUCUGACUUCAGGAGCCAGAUCCAGAGAUACGCCCCCAAAUUUGUGGGCUGCAAUCAGCAGGACGCCCAGGAGUUUCUGCGUUUCUUAUUGGACGGUCUCCAUAACGAGGUGAACAGAGUGACGGUUCGCUCUAAAGUGUCGGACGAGGACUUUGACCACCUCUCAGACGAUGACAAAGGGAAGUGGAUGUGGAACAUGUAUUUGGAGAGGGAGGACAGCAAAGUGGUCGAUCUGUUUGUGGGUCAGCUGAAGAGCUCCGUGACCUGCAGCGCCUGCGGCUUCAGAUCCACCGUGUUCGAUCCUUUCUGGGAUUUAUCCAUACCUGUUGCACAGAAGAGCUCCGGCGAGGUGACUCUCAGAGACUGUCUGAGGCUUUUUACGAAAGAAGACGUGCUGGACGGAGAAGAGAGACCGACGUGCAACAGAUGUAAAACCAGGAGGAAAUGCACCAAAAGAUUCAGCAUCCAGAAGUUUCCUCAGAUCCUCGUGCUUCACCUGAAGCGUUUCUCGGACUCGAACCUCCGGACCAGCAAACUCUCAACGUACGUGAACUUCCCCCUCAAAGAGCUCGACCUGCGGGAGUUUUCCUCGGACAGCGGCGAGCGUCCUGUGUACAACCUGUACGCAGUGUCCAACCACUCUGGGAACGCGCUGGGGGGGCAUUACACCGCCUACUGCAAGAACCCAGCGCUGGGGGAGUGGUACAACUACAACGACUGCAGGGUGAGCCCCGUGUCCUCCAGUCAGGUCCGCAGCAGCAACGCCUACGUCCUCUUCUACGAGCUGACCUCCUCCACACACACCAAAUACCAGACGUGUCGGCUCUAGACGUUUCAACCUGCACCAAAAAACUGGGCCUGAAAACAGGAGCCGCACACACACUGCCUGCAGGGAGACGGCGCCCCCUGGUGGAGGGAGUCCUGCCACUACAGACUGGAUAUAAAACACAGAGACAUGAUGAGAAAACGCCUUUUCACCUUCCUCUCGGUGUGUGUUUGGUGGAAGAAGGGGGAUGUUUCUGCACAUUUGAUCUUCUGAAUGUCAAGAUGACCUCGUAAGUUGGACGCACGCUUGGGAAAUAUUACCUACGUGUAUAAUUCAGCUCAAAGCACAGCUUAAAAUGCACUGCUGAGUCUCGAUCUGAAUCCACACAUUGAACAACAACGUGGAAAUCUAAUUUAUUCCAUUUAACACGUAGUAACUGAGAGUGUAAACUGUAUAUUUUAUUGAACAGAGCCUUACGGGUUUGGACAGAUAUUAUUUUUGUACAGUAUUUAUGUACGGCGCAGUGAAUGUACCUGUACUGUGGUGGGAAGCCAAAUAAUACCAAAGCAGCUUUUAGAAUAAAAAAUGCAUCUGAGUCUAUAAAAGAUUAAAGACAUGUAAUGUUAACUUACAAUGCAUCCUGUGUAUUGAUUUUGUGUUUAAAUGGUUAAUUUAAUGGAAUUCAUAAGGUUACAAAUAUUUUAGAUGUUACAAAUUACAAAGAUGUUAGAAAUAAAAUAAUUCUAAAUAUUA